AUGGACAGAGGCUCAUUUGUGAAGAGCUGCAUAUUCCAUGUGUCAGGAACAGGCGCCUGUGAGAAGGCUGGCAUGGACUUCCCGGCUUCCUCAGAACUGCUCCCACACCAGCCCGUCCCCAGCACUGAGAAGCCACACAGCGGCAUCGAGUGUGGUGAAAACUUUAAUGGUGCAAGCAAUCAGUACGAGUGGAGUGAAUGUGGGACCACUUUCAGCUCUGAGCACACACUUCUCCAGCCCCAGAGCUUCUGUGCUGGGCAGGCGCUUUAUCGAUGUGGCAAGUGUGGGCACACUGCUGUCAGCUGCAAGUGUGGACGUGGUAAGAGGCAGCGAACUGGCUCUCAAGAAAGGCCUUACGAAUGCGGUAUAUGUGGACAGUUCUUCGGCCAAAUCUCCAUCCUUGUCAAACACCAGAUAACUCACAGUGCAGAAAGGCCUUAUGAGUGCAGCGAAUGUGGGAAGACCUUUAAGCGUACUGCUGAACUCAUCAGACACUGGAGAAUUCACACAGGAGAAAAGCCUUAUGAGUGCAGUGAAUGUGGGAAAUCUUACACACGGAGCUCCAACCUGGUUGAGCACCAGAGGAGUCACACCGGAGAAAUUGGUUAUGCGCGUUACACAUGUGCCAUCUGUGGAAAAUCUUUUAAGCAAAGCUCUAAGCUCACUCUACACAAGAGGGUUCACACAGGAGAAAGGCCAUAUGAGUGUGAUCAGUGUGGCAAGUGCUUUAGCCAAAUCUCCAAUCUUAUGCAACACCAGAGUGUUCACACAGGAGAAAGGCCUUAUGAUUGUGCUGAGUGUGGGAGAUCCUUCAGUCGGAGGUCCAACUUCAUCGAACACCAGAAGGUUCACACAGGAGAAAGGCCUUAUGAGUGUGGCGAAUGUGGGAAAUUCUUUAGCCGAAGCUCCAUCCUCAGUGAACACCAGAGGGUUCACACAGAAGAGAGGCCUUAUGAGUGUGGUGAGUGUGGGAAAGCCUAUAGACGUGUCUCCAGCCUCAUUGAACACCAGAGAGUUCACACAGGAGAGAGGCCUUACGAGUGCAGCGAUUGUGGGAAAUCCUUCAUCCGAAACUCCACCCUCACUCGGCACCGGAGAGUUCACACUGGAGAAAAGAGGCCUUAUUAGUGUAGCAAAUGUGGGAAAGCCUUCAGCCCCAGGAAGUAUACCCAGGAGAAAGACCCCAGACCUGCGGGGGAUGUGCUGUUUUGUUCAUCAGCAGUAUGA
This is a messenger RNA of Orycteropus afer afer, 1227 nucleotides long. Its product is annotated as zinc finger protein 530-like. Gene Ontology annotation, molecular function: RNA polymerase II transcription regulatory region sequence-specific DNA binding; DNA-binding transcription factor activity, RNA polymerase II-specific. NCBI's taxonomy places the organism in Eukaryota, Metazoa, Chordata, Mammalia, Tubulidentata, Orycteropodidae. The record is from RefSeq and is a predicted model, not a curated record. The transcript is spliced from 2 exons. Gene Ontology annotation, cellular component: nucleus. Gene Ontology annotation, biological process: regulation of transcription by RNA polymerase II.